Scaptodrosophila lebanonensis is the source of this 2105-nucleotide messenger RNA. It is a transcript of the gene MED17, whose product is annotated as mediator of RNA polymerase II transcription subunit 17. Gene Ontology annotation, cellular component: mediator complex; core mediator complex. Gene Ontology annotation, molecular function: transcription coregulator activity. Gene Ontology annotation, biological process: regulation of transcription by RNA polymerase II. The record is from RefSeq and is a predicted model, not a curated record. The coding region runs from base 42 to 1973 and encodes 643 amino acids. Lineage: Eukaryota; Metazoa; Arthropoda; Insecta; Diptera; Drosophilidae. The transcript has 3 exons.
UUUGUUUUUGCAAAUGUUUUGCGGCGUUUCAUUAAAAAACAAUGUCAAAUUCCGUGAAUAUAUCUGUAGAAACAACAUGCGAGAAUCAAAUACGUGAAAUAGCAUACGAUGGCACCGAACUCUACCAACCGCCGCUGUCCUUGUCUGAAAGUCUGGCUAAAUGUGCGGCUCGCAUUGACUUCAGCAAGACUUCCCUGGAUGAAUUAAAGAAAGAGGAGAAGUCCGCUGCGGCAGCUGAAGAGGAAAGUAAAGAUGCGGAACAAUUUCAAGAAAAUCUCUGGCCUUGGGAUGCAGUGCGCAACAAGCUGAAAGACGCAUUCACCGAAAUUUGUGUGCUCUCCGAUGUGAUAUCAAUAGCGAAAGAUAAGAGAUAUUUGGUGCUGGACCCGCUGCUCGAGGAUGGCGACGAUACUAAACCCAUUGUGCAGGUCUACAGUCGCAAGAAAGCCAUGUCGCAGGCGGCCCAGGUGUUGCUAGGGGGAGCAGAACGACUACGCAAUGCCCAUAGCGAGCAACGUAGUCGCAAUGUUUCCGAUUUUCACAUAGAAUUGCUGCGGCUGCGGCAGAACUGGCGCCUCAAAAAGGUAUCGAAUGGCAUUAUUGGUGAUUUAAGUUACCGUACAGCGGGCUCGAAAUUUGGCAUGAGUGGCACUUUCGAGGUAACUAAGUCGGAGGAUGCCAUGGAGGAGGAUGCCGCUGGUACCACUACUGGCAAUAACAUCGCUGGUGGCAGCAAUAAUGGCAUGCAACCCAAAGCAGAGCUCGCAUUGCGUGUCAUUGUGCCUGCCGAGCUGCAAGGCGUGGCUUACAUUAAGGUUAUAACACAAAAGGAUCAGGAAGAUUUAUGCACGGCCCAAGUAAACUUGAUGGGCCAUGGACCGAAUAUCACAGCACCGGCUGGCGUUUGGCAGAAAACGCUGGAAUUCGCACAGAAUGUGCUCUUUUGCAAGGAGCUCUUCGCACAGCUAGCAAGGGAAGCGAUACAGCUACAAGCUCCCAUACCGCAUGUGGUAAUUGGCAAUCAAAUUCGUGCAACCCUGCUGCCCAACAUACAACUAAUCAUCUCGUUGUGUCACUCAACCACCUUCGAUUCAAGUCAACCAGCACCCAUCAACGACCACGAUCAUGUCUUGGAGCAUUCGUUGCAUCAACUGCUGCGCGAAGUUCAUCACAAGAACUCACAUCAUCCCUUUCCACAUCCGGCGAGCGCGCCAUUAGGUCCAACUAAGAAACGCAUGCUUGCCGGUCCCAUGGCCGCUGAUCGGGAGACGCUGUUGGAUAUGACAAAGUCUCAGACCAUACUGGAACAAAUAAUAGCACAGGCCCAGCACAUUUUCAUGCGCAAGCGAACACAGUAUGUGUUGGAUACAUUGGCCCGUGAUGUCAAGGAUCCACAAAUUGUGUCGCACUGGAAUGCCAUGAACAGCCCCACGAUGUCCUGCGUGAAAAUUAAUAUUGUCACACACGGCUAUGAUGCCGUUAAUCGCACCUCGUUGGUUAUACACGUGAAGGAGCGUUCGCUGAAGUGCAUCUGUCGGGAUGGACGAGUCAUGCGUCUGUCCUAUGAGCCGCAAGAAUUGCGCGACCUCAUACUCUGUCAAAUAAAUUCGCAUCAGAUCUCCUGUCUUCUGAGUCUGGCACGCUGCAUGGCUUGGACAGUGCUUUCAAAUAGCAAUCAUCUGGGAAUUGGCAAAGUGGAGCCACUCGGCAAUGCCAGCUCCUGUUUGUUAGGCUCACCUAAUAGCGAUCGCAUGAUUGCCGUGCAGAUACGUUGCGAUCCUCAAAUCGAUGUGAAAGUUUACAUUGCACGCAGUCCACGGCAGGAUUUCUUCCCCAGUCCACUAGUCCCAGAGAAGUUCUGGGAAAAUCUGGGCGGCAAUUUCAAGGAGGUGCGCUUUGAUAAAAUCGAGGGCAAGAGUUUUCUCAACAAAAUGGAAUUUUUGAUGGCAUCACUGACCAGCAACACGACCUAACUGUCCUAUAUACCUCAUUAUUAAUACAAUUUAGUUUUUGGUUUAUAGCGAGUAUAUAGUAUGUACGAUAUUGUAUUAAAAUCCACUGGCUUCAGGAUUAAUAAAUCGUUUAAUGUGGGAUUGCCCCAUUCA